CUGUCAGGGGUCCUCGGACUCCUCGGUACGGCCCCAUCAUUGACUCCGACGAGGGCACGGUGAUCAUGGGAGCCCAGGAGGGCGAGGUCAAGUCAAGCACUGCUGGCGGUGUCUUGCCAGUUGUCGAGGUGGCCUCGCUGGUGGAGAAGGCCAAGUUCUACACGUCCUUGUGUCUGGGCACCACCGCCAUCCUCGCCGUCUUCGCCUUCCUCUUCCUGAUCCCCUUCGUCGUGGAGCCGGCGAUUUCCACCAUCCUGGCCGACUUCUCCCCGCACCCGGUCGCCUGUGUCACCACCGAACACGUCUACGCCGAGGGACUCAAGAACUGCUCCUGGUCCAGCUGCAGGGAAGGGUGCACCAGCGCCGCGCUUCGCUGCCACCAGAUCAGGGUAAAUUAUUCCAGGGUUGCCUACGAGGAGUUCGUCACGAAGCCACUUGGCUCCACUUCGUGGGACGUGGCUGAUACCAAGUUCUUCGUCAACACCGAGGGCUGUGGCUAUCCUCCGGGGGUGAACUGCUCCGUUUUCGCCAAGAAGUAUGGCCGCGGGAACAUGGGGAAGAUCUUCCCCUGUUACUUCAGCAGGACGCAUCCGGAAACCGUGGUUGCCAGGUACUCUUGGGACGAAAACCUGAGACACUUGGUCCUGGCCCUGGUGGUGCCGAUCGUUUUGUUCGCGGUUUCUCUGGGGGUCCUUUGCUACUGGUAUUGUCCAACUGUGGGCAAAUCCUGCGGAGGAUCGGGGAGGAACCUGAUGGAGAAGUACGGCCGGAAGGAAGACAUUUUAGGUGAAGAUGACUUCGAAGAGGACGAAGAGGAGUACUGACUGCUACCAAGGGCUCACCCCCCCGCUCGGGAGUGACGCCGAAAGACCGUAAAGGCGAUGUAGUUCGCUUUACAUCUCGAAUUUAACACCGACGAUUACUCGACGAAUCGAAGCCCUUUCUACGCUACGUUUACGUCAGACCAUAACCGUGCAACUUACGCUAAAAUGAUUCCCAAUCGUCGCGCCUCGACGUUUGUAACAAGUGCACUUGACGCGGAGUUACGCAGGGAAGUGGCGACUCCAUUUCGGAGGCUGACUCGAAAUAGGGAUAUGCGUUCCGGGAUAUUAAUUAGCAGCGAGAUCGAUCAUCAAACGUAACCCGUGGACCCGCCACCGUCUUCGGUAAUAAUUUCGCACGUGCCUAAUCGAUCGUUUACUUGGAUUCGUGUAAAGUAAACUGGACCGUCGUCAGCUCGGACUCAAUCAUCUACCAGUAUUCCAACUAACGUUUUAACGCAUAUAUAAAUAUUAUUACGCAUACGCGAUGUAGGCGCGCCUUCCUAUUAAUUAUUAAUACCGAUCGAACACUUAACGAGGUAAGAGCGGUACGCGCAGCUGUGGAUAGCUUCGAGGAGGAGUUCUUUCGUAACUCGAUCGCAUUUAAGCUGCCCUUUCAGCGCUAAGUCGAUAAUAAUUAAUUCGUCGGGGAGGAUCUCGCGAGGGGAUCCUGUCGCACGGAUCGAGGAGUGUAAUUACCGCCCUUCCAUAAAUUGCAGGUAAAUUUGGGGGAAUUUCCGGCAGAGCGGCGGAUUUAUUUCCUGCGACAGGGAUCGCUCGGUGGUCACUCGUAGCUCGUAAAA
Messenger RNA from Orussus abietinus, 1624 nucleotides. It is a transcript of the gene Teh2, whose product is annotated as protein tipE. Lineage: Eukaryota; Metazoa; Arthropoda; Insecta; Hymenoptera; Orussidae. The transcript has 4 exons. Gene Ontology annotation, biological process: regulation of sodium ion transport. Gene Ontology annotation, molecular function: sodium channel regulator activity. The record is from RefSeq and is a predicted model, not a curated record. The coding region runs from base 66 to 824 and encodes 252 amino acids.